AUGGCCACUAUCGUUAAUCAAUUAAGCUCCGUCACCAAAGACCUGGAUGCCCUGAACUUAGCGAUGCGUGACAUAUCUUUGUCCGAGACCGAUCUGCAAACAUUGGAAAUGGUCGCUGCGAACCUCAAAGACAUCCUUGUGGUAAUUGAAUCAAAAACAGGGCUUCGAAAAUACUCAUGGACGGAGCAGGCUUGGAAGGAUAGUGAGCCUCACAGACUCAAAGCGCAAGCUAUUAUUGCCGCAGUACUCAGCAAAAAACGAUUGCAAAAUCCAGCGGUAUUCCGUAGGAACAUAAAGUUGAUCUAUUGCGGGUCACCGCAGUCUGAGUUCGAUUCCAAGGACACUACAUGGAGGAGAGGCGUGGUGCAGAAAAGAUGUUCUAGGAUUCAACAACUGAGCCCAGAUGGAAUAAUCUCGUGGGCAAUUGCUUAUCCUCCAACCACAUGGGGACCAUGCUUUAUGUCGAAUGAGAUUUUUGACUGCCUGAUAGAGGAUAUUGAACCAAGAGAUAGGAAGACAUGGCCUGAUGCAGUAUGCCAAACACUUUACAGACUGAGAGAUGGGGAAGUUCAGGGGUGCUACGGUCUUCAGCAGCUUGUGCAUGGUAAGAUGACAUUUCGCCGAGGCAUUUCCGUAACUAACACUCCGCUAGAUCUAGAGUAUCCGCAAGAUGAGUUCACUGAUCAUGAAACACCUGUUCAGACCGUCCAAACAGCGCCACGGAAUCCCGAUAACGAAAAUCGAGGUAAGAACAUCGCCUGCGUUGCCGAAUAUUUUUUUGAUUAUCUGCAGAGAUGA
Messenger RNA from Penicillium manginii, 798 nucleotides. RefSeq lists its product as uncharacterized. The transcript has a single exon. Bases 1 to 798 code for a protein of 265 amino acids. The record is from RefSeq and is a predicted model, not a curated record. NCBI's taxonomy places the organism in Eukaryota, Fungi, Ascomycota, Eurotiomycetes, Eurotiales, Aspergillaceae.